Molecule: messenger RNA, 471 nt
Organism: Lobosporangium transversale
Lineage: Eukaryota; Fungi; Mortierellomycota; Mortierellomycetes; Mortierellales; Mortierellaceae
Exons: 2
Coding region: 1-471 (156 amino acids)
Source: RefSeq, a predicted model, not a curated record
AUGGCAUCUGCUACUCCACGAUCAUCAGUUCUUCGUCGCGUAUCUCUUGAUCUCAUUAGGUCUGUACGGCCGCCUACAGAUCCCAAAUUUAGACGAGACUCGGAUGCUUCUACGUCUGAUACUAUCAUCUCGGACCCAUCAUCAUGCUCUACUCUAACCAGUCCCAUGACACUCAGUGGAGACGAUAGUCGGGCGCAGUUAGAAUCUACAAUCCCCGGAGAGUCAACGCGAUUAGGAACGAACGACCGCGUAGAAUUAAGUCCAAUGGAACGCUCCAUUUCUCAACCUCCACUGUCGCCUUCUACAAAUGGAGCGCUACGCAGAGCAGCUGAGCGCGCUGUCUGUCAAUCAUUUGACCUUCGGAUGUUUGCAUCACCUCUAGAGAAUGUCGAAGCUGAGAAAGAACAUGACGGAAUCAAGGCACGUGUUGGUAUGAUGAAUCGCCUAUCAGGCAUGUGGACGCGUCGAUAA